AUGGAUCCUCGUCCUCUUCGACGCACCGGCGUGGGCCGAGAGCAUCUCCACGGCGGCGCCGCCAGACCUCCGCCGGGCUGGCCGCCGACGAGGGCGGGGCUUCUUUCUCCGGCGGACCUGCGGCGGGGCUUCUCGGCGAGGCAGGCCUUCCUCCUCAGCUACCGGCUCUCUGCGCCGGAGAGCUUCCGGGAGAGGACGGCGAGGACGACGGAGGAGCUCAGCGCCGGCGCGAGGACGGCUCUCCGGAGGCUGUCGCCGGCGCGGUGGGUGCACAAGCUGGUUGGGGCCCUGCGGGGCUGGUUGCGCCGCCCGCCGCCGGCGAUGAACCCCGCGCGGUGCUUCGUCUCCCGGGGGAAGAAGAGAUGA
Spirodela intermedia is the source of this 366-nucleotide messenger RNA. Lineage: Eukaryota; Viridiplantae; Streptophyta; Magnoliopsida; Alismatales; Araceae. The record is from the annotation of a GenBank genome assembly.